Molecule: messenger RNA, 1548 nt
Organism: Cladophialophora psammophila CBS 110553
Lineage: Eukaryota; Fungi; Ascomycota; Eurotiomycetes; Chaetothyriales; Herpotrichiellaceae
Exons: 1
Coding region: 1-1548 (515 amino acids)
Biological process (GO): xenobiotic detoxification by transmembrane export across the plasma membrane
Cellular component (GO): membrane
Molecular function (GO): antiporter activity; xenobiotic transmembrane transporter activity
Source: RefSeq, a predicted model, not a curated record
AUGAGCGAGGAAAUUCAAGGAGAAGAGCCCACCGAGCAAACGGGGCUUUUGCCCAAGAAGCGCCACGAUGAAGAUCAAGCAGCCAGCCAGGAGGAAGGCGAGCUGCUUGACAUCCUUCCAGAAAACGACACGCCGCCUCGAAAGCUCAUUCUCCAUGAAUUCUGGGUUUUGUUCCGAGGCUCUGUGCCCGUCAUUCUGGCCUAUUCCCUACAGAACUCGCUGCAAACAAUAUCGAUCUUGAUCGUUGGCCGAGCCUCACCGCAAGAUCUCUCCACUGCUGCCUUCUCGUAUAUGUUCGCCAUGUGUACGGGUUGGCUCAUCGGUAUGGGAGGAUCGACCGCCUUGGACACUCUAGCGAGUUCCACUUUCACCGGAAGCAAGAACAAGCACGAUUUGGGCAUCUUACUGCAGCGUGCCUUCAUCGUCCUAACACUGUUCUAUGUCCCGGUCGCCAUCCUUUGGCUGUGCUCGGAGCCUAUCUUCAAAGCCCUGGGCCAAAGUCCCCAGUUAUCACACGACAGCUCGAAGUUCCUGAGCUGUUUGAUCCCCGGUGGAUUGGGUUAUAUCUACUUUGAGACCAUGAAGAAAUAUCUUCAGGCCCAAGAGAUUAUGCGACCAGGCACUUAUGUGCUCCUGAUCACGUCUCCGAUCAGCGCGUUACUGAACUACCUGUUUGUCUAUGUGGCCGGCUGGGGCAUCUUUGCCGCGCCGUUUGCGACCGGCAUCGGCUAUUGGCUUUCGUUCCUCGGUCUCGUGCUCUACGCCAAAUUCGUGGCUGGAGGUGAAUGUUGGGGCGGUUGGACCAAGAAAUGCCUCCAGAACGUGGGAGUCUUUGCCAAAUUGGCCUUCCUGGGGGUCAUUCAUGUCGGCACCGAGUGGUGGGCUUUCGAGAUUGUUGCGUUGGCGGCUGGUCGACUUGGAGAAAUUCCUCUCGCGUCUCAAAGCGUCAUCAUGACGGCAGACCAAGUCAUGAACACCAUCCCCUUCGGCAUUGGCGUCGCGGCCAGUGCGCGGGUUGGCAACAUGCUUGGUUCGCGCACCGCGAAAGGCGCAGCACGAUCGGCCAACGCCGCUGCCUGGCUGAGCAUGUUUAUGGGGGCUGUGGUGUUGGCCAUUCUGAUGGGCACGAAGAACGUCUUUGCCAAGAUCUUCAACGACGAUGAGCGGGUGGUCAAGCUCACCGCAGAAGUCUUGCCAUAUGUGGCGCUGUUCCAGAUUGCCGACGGACUGAAUGGCAGUUGUGGCGGAUCUCUACGUGGCAUGGGCAGACAGCACAUUGGAGCUGCCGUUAAUCUCGUCAGCUACUAUUGCGGCGCCCUGCCCCUUGGUAUCUGGCUCGCUUUCCAUGGCUGGGGCCUUCCGGGACUCUGGGUCGGCCAGUGCAUUGCCCUGUAUCUGGUUGGGAUUGCGGAAUGGGCCAUUGUGGCGUUCAGCAACUGGGAACACGAGGUUGACAAAGCCUUUGCUCGAAUGGACAAGGACGAGCUAGUGGAGGGGGGUCACGCAACGCCAUCUGUGCCAGCACCCGCGGGAAAUGGCCCUCAGUGA